AUGAAGGUUAGAAAAUAUUUUGUAUUAGUCUAAGAAAAUUUAUAAACUUCUUUUUAUAAAACAGAAAAAUACACAAUGAUUAAUUUAGAUAAGAAUCCUAAUUAGAAGAAGUUUAUUUUUUAAGAUGAAAAGAAAGCAUAAAAUUUUAUAUCAAAUGUUUAAUCUUGUAAAAGUAAAGAAGCUUUUGAAAAACUAGAGAUGGAUUAUUAAAUUUCUCAAUAACUAAUAUAAUAUGAAUAAAAAAUUAAAUCUUGUAAAACAUUUUCAGAGAAUGAAAGUGAAGAAGGAGUAUAUAUAAAUUUAAGAAGGCUUACUUAUAUUUAUAUAUUAUGGAAGAAAGAUUCUUAUGAGAUGCCAAGAAUUUAUUUUUCAUAAGUAACAGCUAAAAAGAAUAGUACAUAAGAAGAUCAAUUAGCAAAGCUUUCAGAACCUGAAGCAGCUUUAAAUUAUAUUAGAGAUAUUCUUGAAACUAUAGCUAAAAAAAAGAAGUUAAUUUUAAAUAGAGAUAAUAAUUAAUCAGAUAAUCAAUAAGAAUAGAAUGAAUUUAAUAAAGAGAAAGAAGAGUUAAAUUUCUCAAACUUAGGUAAGUUGCAAUAACUUGAUUAGUAAUACUCCUAUUUAUUUUCAAAGUUUUUUAUAGAUAAAUAUCAGACUGUCAAUAUUAAUCCAGAAUUAUAAUAUGCUAUUUAAUGCUCUUACUUUAUUACAAUGCAUUUUCAUUCAUCUAUUGGAAUUAGUUUAAUAAAUUAUAUUUCUGGUGAAAGUUUAAAAAGUUAAGGUAUUUAUGUUGGGCAUUAAAAACCUUAUGUUCUUGGAUUAUUAUCAGCACUUUAUGGACUAAGAUAUUGUAUAUUUUUAGAUAUCCCUUCAAUCACAUUGUAGAUAACGAAAUAAAAAGAUUUUGAAUUUUUAAAUAAAAUGAUAUAGCCAUCAUAUCCAUAAUAAUAAUUAGCCAUGGCAGCAAUUGAAAGCUAUUCAAAACUUUUAAAACAAGUUAAUUUUGAAUUAGUUGAUUAAGAAUAAGGUUAAGAAUCAUUUAAAUCAGCAGUAAAAGAAUUUGAAAGAUAUGCAAAUUUGAAAGAAAGAAGCAAAAAAUUUCGUAAAUUUUAAGAUAACGAUUGA
Molecule: messenger RNA, 1122 nt
Organism: Paramecium sonneborni
Lineage: Eukaryota; Ciliophora; Oligohymenophorea; Peniculida; Parameciidae
Source: the annotation of a GenBank genome assembly